Molecule: messenger RNA, 4856 nt
Organism: Dreissena polymorpha
Lineage: Eukaryota; Metazoa; Mollusca; Bivalvia; Myida; Dreissenidae
Product: vascular endothelial growth factor receptor 1-like
Exons: 25
Coding region: 307-4686 (1459 amino acids)
Biological process (GO): cell surface receptor protein tyrosine kinase signaling pathway; multicellular organism development; protein phosphorylation
Cellular component (GO): signaling receptor complex
Molecular function (GO): ATP binding; transmembrane receptor protein tyrosine kinase activity
Source: RefSeq, a predicted model, not a curated record
GGGCACUAAUGGAAGAGCGGUGUCCUAGUAUAAUCGUCAUUCAUAAAUUUUGGCAAGACCACUCAUAGGCGAAGUAGAGCUCAAUGGUUUUAACUCACUGAAGUUGAUGGUAUUUACUUGUGACAGUAAUUCUCUGCGUUUUGUUUAUGUGGAAUAUUAACAUAACAUACCAAAAUUGUGUAAUGGAGUAAAGAAUGUUGUGUUUAUUGUGUUUUUGGACAUAAGAUACUUUGUUAUUUUUUAAUUGGAUAAGUAGGGUAAUGUGUUGAAACUGUGUCAGAUAUGUGUACAGUGUAGUAACAAACCAUGGAGAUAUUAAGUCUAGUCUUUUAUAUUUUGUACCUGUGUGUUAGCAGACACCUUGUUAAUGGAAAUGCUGCCGCAGAUGCAGGUACAAAAGUGGACCCUCUGGCCCCUAUGGCAAUGUGGGAUGCACAGAAGCCAGUGAUUGAGAUCGUCAACUAUAACAUCAGCGAUAAUGGAGAGGUCCUCAUGGAGACUGGCCAGAGUCUCAACAUGACCUGCUAUAGCAAUCUGCCUAUUGAGUGGCUGUUCAUACAUGGUGUCUUUUCUGAGGAUAUAGAGGGGCCCAAGUUUCCAGAUCACAGGGGAGUGGUCCUACAGCAUAUGUCGGACAUCAGCGGGCAGACAGCAUUCGGACUCAACUUGUAUGGGGCCAAUAUGAUAUGGAGUAACACAGGGAAAUAUGUGUGCCAGAUUGCCAUGCAGUCUAAUAUAAAUUCCUCUGUGUAUAUAUAUGUUAAAGACACAAGACACCCAUAUGUGUAUCAUCAUACCAUUGAUAUGCCAAACUAUCCAAUCCACAUGCAGUUUAAAUAUUUGACCAAAGCUGUUUUUCCUUGCAACAUCAAUGAUCCGAGCCUGAAUGUGACAUUGCUGAAGGAGCAACACCCUCGUAAACAAAUGGGGUCGUCGGAUGGAGUCGAGUUUGACCCCCAUAUCGGAUUCGUUAUUUCUGAAGUGACCACAGAUUUUGAUGGAAUAUUUUUUUGUAGCACCAAAGUUGGAGUGAUAGAGCACACUUUGUUGUUUAUUGUAACAAUUAAUAUCCCCCCAGACACAUCUCCCAUCCCAUAUCUGGAGCCCAACACAGAUACUCUCAACAGACUGGUUGGUGAGAACUUUACCCUCACCUGCAGGGUACAGGUACCCAGCACCAAUGUACCACAUGUUACCUGGAAAUACUUCACAAGUGAAAAACAGGAAAUUAUCCUUGAGAAUAAUAAGCCGUCGCCACGUGUGUCGGUGUCCACAAUCACGGGUCAUCCAUCCAAGACAGGAGGCAUGGUCGUGUAUGAGACGCAUAUCGAGAUUAGACACCUCUCUGUGAAGGACGACGGCAUUUACCAGUGCUCUGUGUGGAUCUCGGACAAUUUAAAAGGCAGAGUAGAGGCUGCUGUACAUAUUCAUGAAACGGGGUUUGUAAGCCUGACCACGGAUAACCAGAUAGUGACUGUGAAAGAGAACCAAGACGAGAUAGCCAACUUUGAGGUGAUGUUCAAUGCCUACCCAAAGCCAGAGUUCCACUGGAUGAAAGAUAACCAGAACAUAGAAAAAAAGAUGACGCAAAUAGUGUCGGGCUUCCUUGAGGGAACUAGCACUAUCUACCUGCGUAUUAUCUUCCCCACGAGGUCCCUGGCAGGCAAAUAUACUCUGGUGGCAAAUAACAAGGACAUGAAUUCUACAAUAGAAGUCCACCUUGUUGUACAGUACAUCCCUGCAGUGGAGAUCCACACACACAAUCCGGACGAGUUUUAUCUGCUCUACAUGGAGCACAAGCUGAACUGCACAGUGGACGCAGUGCCCACUCCAACCAAUACCAGUGUUAACUGGUUCUGGAUGUCAUGCAAUUCUCCAUACAACUGCUCCAGCAUCUAUGACAACUGGCAACCUGUCAUCAUGAUGAGCAGUGCGCCAGCCUCCUAUCCCAGAAUUCAGACGUGGGGUUCUGGAAACAACAUCACCAGCCAGCUCAUAGUAAAGGAGGAAAGCGCAGGCUUCUUCAAGUGUGUCAGCAGUAACACCAUGGGCACUAACUCCUCUGUCAUCCACUAUGUCGCCUCAGAUGUUGGUAACGGCUUUCAUUACUACAGCAGUGUCAACAGGAGUCCCAACAGAAGUCCCAUUCUAGGAGAGAGGGUGUUGCUCUCAUUCAAAGCCAGCCUCUGGAAAUACACAAACUUCACUGUGGUCAACAGGACCAUUGAUGCAAAUGCCACCUCUCGUUGGGACAUGAAUAGGACCAAUAUCACUUAUAUAAAGGACACUAUGACCAUCACUACUGAGGUGGAGAUCAACCCAAUCCUGAUGUGGGAUGACAUGAAGUAUGUCAAGUUCGUUGUCAAUGGUUCUGACCUUGCCAAGAAGGAUGUUGGACCAAUAGGCACGCUGGAACUCAGAGUUAGAGACGUGAUAGCCCCGACGUUAAAGACAAACAUAUCCCAGAUCCAUGCGGUGGGGCAUACCCUGUACCUGUUUGACUGUGAGGUAGAUGGCCUUCCUAUCCCCAUCGUUGUCUGGUACAAGGACUACGAGCGCAUCUUCAAGAACAACAUGUCCAGCUCCAUGGAACUCCUACAGGAGGACAUGAAGUUGAAGAUCAAUGCAACAGAUGAGAGCUUUUCUGGCCUCUACACAUGUGUGGCAACAAAUAGAGGGGGAGAGAUAGCUAGAAAUUUCUCAUUUGAAUAUGGGAAGGAACGAGCGUUACCCCCGGCGAUGGCUAAGUGGCAGACGGGCAUUCUAAUUGGAGGUGUGAUUUUUCUGCUGGCAAUAGUGGUCGUCAGUGCCAUCAUCUGCUACUGCCAUCGCAUGCGCUCAUUGGAGCUGCACAAGGAAUUGGAGCAGUACCUCAUACAGCCAAAAGGGGACUACAACCCUGACAUGCCAUUGGACGAGCAGACUUCUUGUAUACCUUACGAUGCCAAAUGGGAAUUUCCCAAGGAAAGGUUGAGACUAGGCAUGAUCCUUGGUCAGGGAGCGUUUGGCAGGGUUGUGAAGGCUGAAGCCAUUGGUAUUGUGGACUAUGUGGAUGUGCUCAGUACCGCAGUGAAAAUGGUCAAAGACUGCACAGACCGGGAGCAGAUGAUGACCCUGCUGUCGGAGUUGAAGAUUCUCAUCCAUAUUGGACAGCAUCUCAAUAUCCUCAACCUUCUGGGCGCGGUCACUAAGAACAUUGCAAGAGGUGAGCUGUAUGUCAUAGUGGAGUACUGCCACUUUGGCAACCUGCGUAACUACAUCCUCAAACACAAGGAUGAGUACCAAGACACGAUGAACGACGACUACCUGGACCCCGUCACACGCAAGAUGAGAGAGGCAGAGGGGCUUGACCAGGGCCUAGACGAAGGGGGGGAGCCCAGGGCCUCAGGCUCCAAGCCCUACUAUGUGAACAAGGCUGCGCCUGAUAACUCUGCAGUGCUGGUAGGGCCACCCCUGACGAAGAAGAACAUGAUUUCCUGGGCUUACCAGGUGGCUAGGGGCAUGGAAUAUCUGGCUUCAAAGAAGUACAUCCACCGUGACCUGGCAGCCCGGAAUGUGCUACUAGCUGAGGACAAUGUUGUGAAGAUCUGUGAUUUUGGUCUCUCCAAGGACUGCUACAAGUAUGCUAAUGAAGAGUACAGGAAAAAGGGAGAUGGUCCGGUUCCGGUUAAAUGGAUGGCUAUUGAGUCUCUUACACACAGGGUCUAUACUUCGAAGAGUGAUGUCUGGUCAUACGGCGUGUUCCUGUGGGAGGUGUUCUCCCUCAGUGGCAGCCCCUACCCCGGGGUGGACCUCAACGACAAGUUCAUCACCAUCCUCAAGGAUGGAUAUCGCAUGGAGCAGCCAGAGAAGGCCUCACAGGAAAUUUACCGGGUGAUGCUAGAUUGCUGGGAGACAGACCCAGAACAGCGGCCAUCGUUCACACAGCUAGUGAACAUCAUGGGAGACUUCCUGGAGGAAAACGUCAAACAGUAUUACUUGGACCUGGGUUGUAAUUUUGGUUCUGACGAUGAGGAGGUGCCAGAAGGGGCGACGGGUGGAGAGCCCGGGUACCUGUCCAUGACCUCCAUGCUCCUGGAGCCCACUGACUACACCAAGAUGUCGCCCGCCCCACCACCCCCGAGCAGUGAGGAGAACGAGAAACUCAUCGUGGAUAUGCCAAAGAAAAAGUUAGCUGAGGAGGAGAGAUAUGUGAACUUUGAUCUGACAAAGAAAUAUGCUGCCAAAGACCGAAAGAAUAACAGAGGAAACGAAAUUGAGGUUCAGCCACUCAUUCAUAAUGUUGAUGAGACGCUGAUUAGGGAUUCGCCAGGUCGACGUAGGAGGCAGAACCAGCCGAACCGCAAUGGUUCGCCUCCAACCAGGUUGAGUGGUCUCCAAGGUAACACAGUUGUGGAUACGUCUCCGGGUAAUGAUAGUGACAGUGGACACGAGAGCUUUGCACCAGGGAGCUCACCAGACAAAUGUGAUGACAAUGAUGGGUAUCUCUCACCAAAGAGCAUGAAUAUGCAGGACAUGCAAGUAUUUGAUAUGAAUGGAUUGAAUAUAAAGGUGAAUUCAGCUAAAAGUGCAAGGAAUGGACAGGCAAGAGUGUUGUCUAAUAAUUACAGUGGAAUGCCAAGAUAUGAUGACAUACCCCCGCCAGAUUAUAGGGCGGUGAUGGAGGCAACUGAAUCUACUGUUUGAUAGUUUAGGGCCUGUGAUUGGGUUAACAGUAUAAAGAUAUGUGGUGGUCUCGAAUCUUGGUCACUUCAGUAAAGUUGCAAUCAAUGUGUUCAAGAAUUAUACACAGCAAAAGCUUUUAAGGCAAUAUACUGUAUGGUAUUGUGUUUAAAUGCAUUAAUACUUACAUUUGA